AUGCCAGGCUUUCUUCCUGUAGCAGAAGGUGCCCUGCGCCAUCGCUGGGUGACUGUCCUCACCACCUGAGGUCAGUGCCCUGCCACCACCACCCCUCUCGCGGGUCACUCUCAGCUUUGGCUUCUCUUACCCAGCUGUGGCUUCCGAGGUCCCCAUGCCAGUGGGCUCAUCCUCAGAGAGUGAAAUGGCGACAGGGAGCAUCCUUUCACUUUUGUUCCCCCUACCCCUGCAUCAGGCUCAUGUGAGAACCGAGGCCAGGCUGUCCAAGGCUGUCUCUUCAUACUUCAACAGUCCUGAGUCCCAUGACCUCCCAGCAGCCCGCCUCUGGCCUUGGUUACACUCACAGGUAGAGUCCUGCCUCCUCUCCCUCGCAUCCCCACCCCCUUCCCCAAAGGACUGUGUCUCUGAAGUCCUGGGCAGCCUUGCCUCCUGACCUAACUGCUGGAGACACUGGUGUUCCUAAGGAGGAGUUUCUCUGCAUCUAACAGCACAGAAGCUCCUGGAGCAGGCGGUGGGGGAGGAACUGAGAAGAUGAAAAUGUCAGCUAGAGCCCUGGAGAAGAGGAGUUGACUUUUAGUCUCCACGUCUAAUUGGGAAUGAGUCUGGUUUUUAUACAUACACAGGUACACGCACACGACACGCACACAAAACCCUUGGGAUUACAGCAGUGUUCUGACACAUCUUCCAAACCUAAUUUCACCUCCUGGCCUCCCUGGCUCUGUCCCUAGCCUCCCAUCCUCCUGAUCCCAGACACUUAGGUCUGGUCCUUCACAGUUGCUCGAGCCAGUGCUGGGUACGCUCCCUCUUACCCUGGGAAGUGCGCUCUCCUCCCCUUAGGUCCAGCACUCCAGCUUGUGUUCCAAGUGCUCGGCUUGUCUGAGAGGUUCCUGCCCACGAGGCCUGGAGGUGCUCUCAGUGUAGCUCCCAUGGUGUGGCUCACGUGGGGCCAGACGCAGCUGAGCUGAGCUGUGGAGCUCCGAAAAGGGGGGAUUCCGGAAAGGAGGGUUUUUCAGGGCUUCCUGCGAGCCAGGUAGGGGGAAUCUAGACUUCCUGGUGAACUUAGAUCUGUAGCUCUGGCCAAGGGGCUGGGAGGACAGAAGUGAGAAGGAUUCAUGGGAGUGAUGGGUGGUUGUUGGGUUGGUGGUUGAAGGGAGGUGGGGAGCCUGAGAACGGCCAGGAUGUGGAUGGGCUGGUGUGACAUUGAGUCUGAAAUAGUCAGAGCGAUCCAGCUUGGGGUCUCCAGUGACUAGGAGAGUUGUCCUUUUGAAUAUGGUGUGGCUGUGAAGGAAGAAGCAGGAAGCGUGUUCACGUAGAAGAGCGAAGGUGGACACCAAAGUCCUGACCGUUGGCUGGGAUGGAAGAAUUCAUGUGUGAGAGACUCCUUCGUUGGUUCAUGCCCUGUGUGCCCCUGGGAGGGUGGGCCUGAGGAAGGUUAAAGACCCCAGGCUGAUACCAUCUGGAGAGCGGGGGGCCUGGGAGCUAGCAAGAAGGUUCCUGGCCACUGUGAACUCCAGCUCAGGAAGAGGCGCAGUGUGCAGGAACCUUAAGGACUGGGCUCAGACUGCUGUCAUGUAUGUGUGCCUUCUCUUGGUAGCCAGAGCCUGCUCUAGAUUUCCUGGUUAAAUAAAAAUGAAAGUGAAGUAGAAGGGAGAGGGCAGUGCUUUCCCAGAAGGAUUUCAUUAUAUGUCCUGCCCUUCCCAGAACCAGCUCUGGCAGAGGAGAGAACUUUACCUCCCUUUGUGACUAGGUAAGUCCCUGGUCCUCUUUGGGCGUCAGUUUCCAUGCCUGUAAUGAAGGGGUUAGAUUGGACUAGUAACCAGUAUAAUGUUGAUGGUAAUAAGAGCUGGGGUGGGGAUCCCCGGCUUUGUUUCUAGGGGCUGGAAGAGCUGUAUCCUAUGCCCGAUGCCAGUCCUCCAGUAGUUGUCAGUUGGGACAGGUGGACAGGACAGAGUAAAUAGCAGUGCCUGGCAGCCCACUGAAAAAUCAGAGGUAGGGAGGGGCUGUGCAGUCCACAGGAAGAAGGCCACACGUAUGCCUGGGAUCUAAGCAAGCCACUCAGAAGACGUGGGAGAAGCAGUUUUCACCAUCUCCUCCCCCGCCUCCCCCACAGAGGAGGAAGUUGUCACAGAUAUAUAGAUCCAGGCGCGCCAGCUCCUGACACACGCAUCACGACCAUGAGACAGAACUGGAUUCCAGACCCCAGCCCUCUUUGGGCCCUGCUCCUCUGUGCGCACAUCGUCUCCCACCUGGCCAGAGCCACACCUGUGCCUCAGGCCACUACAGCUGCCACUGCCUCAGCUGGGAUCGUAAAGGACACCUGCCCCUCCCGGCCCCCAGCACUCCCGACAGCUAAGCAGUGCCCAGCAUUGGAGGUGACCUGGCCGGAAGUGGAAGUCUCACUGACCGCUUCCCCCACUUCAGCAUCCUUUACUGGCUGGGCAACAGCUCCUUCAUCGAGCACCUCCCGGGCCGGCUGCGGGAGGGCAGCACCAGGCGGGAGCACAGGGGCACGAGGACCCAGCUGUGGAGGGCCUUGGUGCUGGAGGAGCUCAGCCCAGCCCUGCGAGACACCAACUUCUCCUGUGUUUUCUCGGAUCCUGGGCAGACUGCCCAGCGUCACCUCGUCCUGGCCCAGCUCUGGGCUGGGCUGAAGAUAAGCGUUUCCCCCGACACAAGAAGCCCCAUCCUCCAGCAAGUCCCCUCAGCCUCGCCAACCUGAUAAUGAACCCCAAGCUCCAAAGCCUGGUUGAAAUGCCACCUCUUCAUUGAGGUAUACAUGCUCUCAGCCCAGGCCACAUUCUGCAUCGACUUGUAUUUGUUUCCUUUAAUGGACUGUCCCAGGGAAGGUAUGCGGGGAGAGGCUGCUUCUGACCCAUAGCUGUAUCUCUGUCACCCCAGCAAGACCCACAACGGGUGCUCAUAAAUGAUCUUCAGUGGUGGCGUU
This is a messenger RNA of Balaenoptera acutorostrata (minke whale), 2944 nucleotides long. RefSeq names its product interleukin 18 binding protein (gene IL18BP). Bases 2175 to 2651 code for a protein of 158 amino acids. The record is from RefSeq and is a predicted model, not a curated record. Gene Ontology annotation, biological process: T-helper 1 type immune response. The transcript is spliced from 5 exons. Gene Ontology annotation, molecular function: interleukin-18 binding. NCBI's taxonomy places the organism in Eukaryota, Metazoa, Chordata, Mammalia, Artiodactyla, Balaenopteridae.